Messenger RNA from Oryza sativa Japonica Group (Japanese rice), 2824 nucleotides. RefSeq names its product alpha-1,3-arabinosyltransferase XAT3-like. The record is from RefSeq and is a predicted model, not a curated record. Gene Ontology annotation, molecular function: glycosyltransferase activity. NCBI's taxonomy places the organism in Eukaryota, Viridiplantae, Streptophyta, Magnoliopsida, Poales, Poaceae.
CCGCGUCCCCACCUUAUCACUUCCCCACCGAACCGUACACCGUUUCUCGGUGAAAAAAGCGCGAUCCUCUCUCCUCAUCCAUCGCCGCCGACGCCCCCUCCUCAUCUAGCAUCGCCGCCCCUCAUCCUUCAGCGCCACCGCGAUCUCUCAACGGCGGAAGACGGAAGGCCGCCCCAUCCGUUGCGCCUCCCUCUUCCACCGCCGGCCUCCACAUCCGGCGCCGCCUCUCCCCCUCCUCCCCAUCCACCACCGCUUCACCCUCCUCUUCGAGCGACGAGAUUGGUGGCGGCGAGCUUCGAGCGCUGAAGGCCGACGAGCUCCGUGCGGCGGAGGGUGAGGAGGUCGGCCUCUCUCCUUCCACUGCCGCUGCGGUUAUCUGGAUCUGGUGGCCGCACCUCGCCGUCGCUUCUCUGUUCCUCCAUCGCCAUUGCUGCUCGUUCAGGGGACCACGCCGCGGGGGACACAGCUCGCCCAACGCGUGGCUCGAGCAGUGACGCCACAGUCCAGCGUGGUGCAUUGAACAUGGGGCCUUACGGGAGUAGUAGAAUGCUGUGACGUGGUAUGCUGGGGCUGAAUGCACAUCAGCACAUGUAUGAAUUGUGAACGGGGCCUUUAGAAUAGAAGACGAGAGAGCCAAGCAAGAAAGCCAGCCAUUCGCCAGCGGUUCACUACAAGUAGCCAGCGCGCCACCCAGCAGUUUCCCCACCAACUCUGUUUUCCUUGGCCCUCCUCGUCUCUGGUCAACCGGGGGCAAGUCUGACUGCGUCCGCAUCUUUGCUUUCUCUCUCUUCUUCUUCUUCCGCGCCUGUUUCUUGGCUCCCGGCCGAGGACGGCGGGCGGGAUGAAGGCGGGCGAGCGGCCGAAGCUGGUCCGGGGCGUCCGGCAGGAGUCGCGGCGGUUCCGGCUGCUGGUCAUCGUCGUCGGCUUCUUCCUCGUCUCCCUCACCUUCGUCUUCGUUUCCAAGCCCGACGCCAUCCUCUUCAGCUUGAACGGCAAGCUUCCGGUGGAACAGGCGCCGACGUCCAUCCUGAUCCAGCAGAAGGUCAACGAGCCCUCCGGCGAGUCCCGGAAAACCUCCACCGACGCUCUCCGUGGUGACCCCAAAGUGGUCGACGACGAAGCUGAUGCGAAACCAAAAGGGACAGGAGGAGGCAGCGAGGAGGAAGAGGGGAGAGUGCUGAGCGAGCCGGACCCGACCAGCGGAAUGAUGGAGCCGACCCACAACAAGGACGGCAACGGCCAUAAAUCUCACCAGGAGACGUUAGGCGGUGGAGGAGACGGGGAGAGUAAAGGGAAUGACGAGGAGGGCGAACACGCGGAGCAGAAGCAUAAAGUCACCCUCCCAACAGUUUCCAAUUACACAAUUCAUGAUGCUGCUGAGGACACUGAAAAUGCCAAGCAAGAAGGUAUGAAUAAUGUCCAGCAGGGUAGCAAGCCCUUGUGUGAUUUCUCUAAUUUCAGAGCAAAUGUCUGCGAGAUGCGUGGUGACGUUAGAAUUCAUCCAACUGCCACUUCGGUCUUGUUCAUGGAGCCUGAAGGUUCGCAGAGGGAUGAGGUGUGGAAGAUUAAGCCGUACCCUCGGAAAGGGGAUGAAUUCUGCCUCAGCCAUAUCACUGAGGUAACCGUGAAAUCGAGCAAAGUGGCGCCUGAAUGCACCAAAUACCACGAUGUGCCUGCUGUGAUCUUCUCACUGACCGGCUACACGGGGAACCUGUUCCAUGAUUUCACUGAUGUGCUCGUCCCUCUUUUCACGACUGCAAGCGAGUUCAAUGGAGAAGUUCAGUUCCUUAUAACAGACAUGGCACUUUGGUGGACGAUCAAGUACCAGACAGUUCUCCAGAAGUUAUCCAAGUAUCCUGUGAUUGAUUUCAGCAAGGAUGACCAAGUGCACUGCUUCAAGCAUGCCAUUGUCGGGCUGCAUGCCUAUAUGGAGUUCACAAUCGACUCAACCAAGGCACCGCACAACUAUUCGAUGGCUGAUUUCAACAGAUUCAUGCGUGGAGCUUACUCGCUGGGCAGGGACAGUGUGACCGUGCUCGGUGAGUACCCCAAGAUCAAGCCAAGGUUGCUCAUCAUCAAGAGGCACCGUACAAGAAUGUUUCUCAACCUGGAUGAGAUCAUUUCCAUGGCAGAGGAGCUUGGCUUUGAGGUGGUGAUUGACGAGGCCAAUGUGAGCUCCGAUAUCUCCCGGUUUGCGCGGCUGGUUAACUCCGUCGACGUGAUGAUGGGUGUCCAUGGUGCUGGGCUCACAAACUGUGUGUUCCUGCCACAGCAUGCGACGCUCAUUCAGAUAGUGCCAUGGGGUGGCCUGGACUGGAUAUCACGCACCGAUUUCGGCAACCCUGCAGAGCUGAUGGGUCUGAGGUACAAGCAAUACAGCAUCGGCGUCGACGAGAGCAGCUUGACAGAUCAGUACCCUAGAGACCACGAGAUUUUCAAGAAUCCUAUCUCAUUCCACCAGCGCGGAUUCGAUUUCAUCAGGCAGACUUUCAUGGACAAACAGAAUGUGAAGCUGGACUGCAAGAGGUUCAGGCCUAUUCUUCUGGAGGCACUGGAUAAUCUAAACCCGUAGGCUUUGAGAUGCUCUUGUACAAUGUUCCAUUUUUCUUUUCACGGUUCGUUCCUUUUACUUUUAUGUAGUAAAUCUGUUGUUUAUUCUCUCUCUAUCUCUCAUGGCUUUCAUGAGGAGAUGCAAAUUGUCUGAAUUAUAGAAAAAUUAAGAACUACUUGUGUGAUAGUGUAAACUGUAUAAAUUGCCGUCGCUCCAAGAUGGAACAAUAUUCAUUCUAAUCAUAUAAAGGUUCCUUGAAUUAUUCAUCGAGAA